Carassius carassius (crucian carp) is the source of this 1183-nucleotide messenger RNA. Its product is annotated as gamma-sarcoglycan-like. Gene Ontology annotation, biological process: cardiac muscle tissue development; heart contraction. NCBI's taxonomy places the organism in Eukaryota, Metazoa, Chordata, Actinopteri, Cypriniformes, Cyprinidae. The transcript has 8 exons. The record is from RefSeq and is a predicted model, not a curated record. Gene Ontology annotation, cellular component: sarcolemma; sarcoglycan complex. The coding region runs from base 249 to 1127 and encodes 292 amino acids.
UUGCUCUUAAGUGAUUAUUAAAGUCUUGCAUUUGCGUAACACGAGAUGUGGAGACCUCUGAAGGAUAUGUGAGACCCUGAGAGGAAGUUUGGGUGGGGGAGAGUCCCGUACUGAGACUGAUCCAGAGUCAGAUUUACAGAAGGCAGCUGUUGAGGGUUUGACAGACAGACGGAUCGGAGCACUGCUGCGUAACACAAGCAGAUUCGAGUCUGCAGAGGAGUGUGUCAGAUCCCACUAAAACAGCAAGGAUGGUGCGUGAGCAAUACCUCACCACCACAGAUGAGUCUGGGUCCCUGGCUCCAGUCACGGAGUACCUCUACAUGAUCGGCAUCUAUGGCUGGAGGAAACGCUGCCUCUACAUGUUCGUUCUGCUUCUCCUCAUCAUUCUGGUGGUGAACUUUGCCCUCACGAUCUGGAUCCUGCGAGUUAUGUGGUUCAAUACGGAAGGCAUGGGAUACCUGCAGGUCAAUGCAGAUGGCCUGAGACUGGAGGGAGAAUCGGACUUUCUGUUCCCUCUCUACGCCCAGGAAAUUGACUCCAGAGAGGAUUCAGCUCUUCUGGUGCAUUCCUCUGAAAAUGUUACGCUCAAUGCUCGCAAUGCCAAUGGUGAGGUAACAGGAAGUGUGUGCGUAGGUCCCAGUCAGGCCGAGGGUUUUGGCCAACACUUCAAUAUCAGUUCAAACCAUGAUGAAAAUUUGUUUUAUGCUGAUGCCAAUGGAGCUGCCGUGGGAAAAGGAAAGCUCCGUGUAACAGGUCCAGAAGGUGCUUUCUUUGAGCAUUCUGUUAGGACUCCUCUGGUAAAAGCUGUACUUAACAAAGAGCUAAGACUGGAGUCUCCAACACGCUCUCUCAGCAUGGAUGCUCCCAAAGGCGUUCACGUCAAAGCUUUGGCUGGAAAUGUUGACGUGACAGCACACUUUAAUAUUCAGCUACACUCAACUGCAGGACUGUUGAUUCUAGACGCUGAAAGCGUUCGUCUGCCGACAUUACCUGAGGGAGAAGCCAGAACUUCCGGCACCUCUCAGGAAAUGUACAACUUAUAUGAAGUGUGCGUUUGUCCCAGCGGUAAGUUCUUCAUCUCCAGAGCUGGCGUCUCUUCGACCUGCAGUGAGAACCAAGACUGCUGAAUGACCUUCUUCCCAUAAUACCCACACUAGAAAAAAAUGUUUUGUUACAUUGUCUC